Messenger RNA from Phaeoacremonium minimum UCRPA7, 1179 nucleotides. RefSeq names its product putative glycoprotease family protein. The record is from RefSeq and is a predicted model, not a curated record. The coding region runs from base 1 to 1179 and encodes 392 amino acids. The transcript has a single exon. Lineage: Eukaryota; Fungi; Ascomycota; Sordariomycetes; Togniniales; Togniniaceae.
AUGUCCACUGUCGUUGGGCCAGAGAACCCGGUUACAGUUACAGGAUGUACUCAACCCCUGACCUUGUGGACAUGCUCGCUACCCAAGGAACAGCAAGCUGCAAACGAGCCUUACAAGGCCAACCAGCCGAAAUUCAUCAUGCAGAUUCAAUAUGACAACAGCACGAAGCAGUUGUGGAAUGUCAAGGACGCUGUGCCACCGCAUCCCACAAGCAACGGGCAAGAAACUCUCGAGACUGGGGCCGAGAGGGCCAACGAGACAGCCAAUGCAAAUAAAGGCAAUGGCACAGACGGUUCUCUGGCUGCUCGAGACGUUCAAACUUUCGAUGAAGGAUUUGCACCCAACCCGCUGCCACCUUCCUUCCAAGAGAUGUGGUUCCUCGGAAACACGACCGAUGGUAUCGUCUCUGACCGCAAGGCUGGCGAGCCAACUCCAUUCUUCAUCAGCUUCUUUGAUUCUCUGAACCAGACAGCUGGCCCAAACAUGCUGCCUGAGGCUCUGGCUCGUCGUGGUAGUGAGAAUACCCUCAAUGCUCGCGACGUGAAUUUGACAGGUUCCCUGCCACCACCAGACCUCAACCCUGAUGGAACAGGCGCUGCCGCAAAGCUCCUUGCCUACCCCUUCCAACAACCUCUGCGAUUGUUCGACCGAGGACUGCCGACGGAGCACUACGGCUUCUACAGUUACUACAACAAGACGCUCUACGUCAAGUCUGUGACGCCGCUGAACGAAAAUACCGCCGAUCAGGGCAAUGUCCCGGCAGACAAGGACGGCGGAUGUCUUGAGACGGAGGCCAACUUCUUGAUCACCUGGACGCAGACGCGAUUCCAUGUCCAGAUCUGGACGCGCAUGGGCAACGGCACAAACCUACUACAGGGCGCGCCGGACAACAGCACGCGGCCGGGCACGAUGCCGUAUGCCGUGACCGUCAGCGUCGAUACACAUGGUGGCGAUUACAGCAAGAAGGCGUCGUUCUACUACGGCGUGGACGACCGUCAGCACAUCAACCGGACGAACACAAAGUUGAUUUCCAACGAUGUCGGUUUCGAUUCACCACGGAUCAAUCCUGGUUUCUCGGCAGACUUGAGCUUGGGCGGUAUUGAUGGAGGAACUGGAGGUUGUCGGUGUAGCUGGGUUAACUUCCUGAAUGAGAAUGGAAAGACUCUGGGAAUCAGCUAA